Molecule: messenger RNA, 3403 nt
Organism: Micropterus dolomieu (smallmouth bass)
Lineage: Eukaryota; Metazoa; Chordata; Actinopteri; Centrarchiformes; Centrarchidae
Gene: ano1a
Product: anoctamin 1, calcium activated chloride channel a
Exons: 27
Coding region: 90-3092 (1000 amino acids)
Biological process (GO): chloride transmembrane transport
Cellular component (GO): plasma membrane
Molecular function (GO): chloride channel activity; protein dimerization activity
Source: RefSeq, a predicted model, not a curated record
GAUUGUAGGUUAAUUUUAGGUUUGUUCUCUUCGGGCUCUCGGCCAAUCAACAGUCCCAUUUCUUCACAUAGUCACAGCAAGACCCACCAAUGACCUCAUGGUCGCCCAAGCCUGCUGUGUGGGAGGAGAGACUUUACCUGAGGAGGUCAGAAGCACUUCCUCCUCCACCACGUUUGCACUCAGGUUCGCCUCCCCUGGCUUAUGAGCACUCAGGCAGCCCACAGCAGGAGGAACCCGCUGUGAUGAGGGGCAGUGACAACUACCAGCCCAUCCCUGGUGAAGAGAAGAACCUGGAUGUGGACUUUGUCAACACUGAGACCAAGAGCAAUGAAUCAAUACCAUUGAAAAACCUGUAUCCACGGUUAGGCCCAUACUUCUCUGAUGGGCGGCAGGUGGACUACGUGCUGGCAUACCACAUCCAGAAGCCCAGCAGCAUCCGACGCCGGUUGUCCAGGUUUGGUGACAACAACUUCAUACGACGGCUUCGGCGCAGCCUGAGCAUGAGAAACAGCCGAGCCCAUCUGCAGACAAAGGAAGACCCAGAGAUCGCUGCCCAGGAGCAACAGACUGACUAUCAUGAGGAUGACAAGCGCUUCAGGCGGGAGGAGUUUGAAGAAAACCUCCUGGAGAUGGGGCUGGAGCUGGAAAAAGACGAAGCGAGUAAGAUCCCCGGAAUCGGCUUCUUAAAGAUCCAUGCCCCUUGGAAUGUUCUCUGUCGAGAGGCUGAGUUCAUGAAGCUCAAGAUGCCGACAAAAAAGGUUUACGAAGUCAAACAAGGCAAUAAUCUGGUGGAGAAGAUCCGACUGUUCAUUCACAAAGUCACAGCUCCUCUCCACCCAAAGGUAGACGCUAACCGACCACAAAGCGUCAAAUCCCUCUCUCACCCUUUCUCCCGAGAGAAGCAGCAUCUAUUUGAUCUGUCUGACAGGGACAAGUUCUUUGACAGCAAGACCAGGAACUCAAUAGUCUAUGAGGUACUGAAGAGGACAAGAUGCACCAGAGCUAAAUACUCCAUGGGGAUCACCAGUCUGCUAGCCAAUGGUGUCUAUACAUCUGCUUAUCCUCUGCAUGAUGGAGACAUUGAUGGCGUGAAUGCAGAAUCUAACGACAGGAAGCUGCUGUACGAGGAGUGGGCCAGCUACAGUGUCUUCUAUAAGUAUCAGCCUAUCGGACUCAUCAGGAAGUAUUUCGGGGAGAAGGUUGGACUGUAUUUUGCCUGGUUAGGAGUCUACACACAGAUGCUGAUCCCUGCAGCUAUUGUAGGAGUCAUUGUAUUUCUCUACGGCUGUGCAACUGUCGAUGAUAACAUACCAAGUAUGGAGAUUUGUGAUCCCAGGAACAACAUCACCAUGUGUCCGCUGUGCGACCGCGCCUGCAGCUACUGGAAGCUGGUGACAGCGUGUGGUACAGCCCGAGCCAGCCACCUGUUUGACAACCCAGCCACCGUCUUCUUCUCCAUCUUCAUGGCCCUCUGGGCGGUUCUCUUCAUGGAGCACUGGAAGAGACGGCAGAUGCGACUCAACUAUCUCUGGGACCUCACGGGCUUCGGAGAGGAGGAGGAGGAGGAGCAUAAGGACCACAACCGAGCGGAGUACGAGUUCAUGGUCAUGCGAAAGACAAUGAGGCGGGAACAUUCAACCCCGAAGGGUGAGAAGGUGAAGCUGACAUGUACAGACAGACUGCCAGCUUACCUGACUACUGUGGUCAUGAUGGGCUUCAUGAUCCUUGUGACGUUUGCCAUAGUCUUCGGGGUCAUCCUCUACCGGAUUAGCAUUAAAGCUGCACUGCACAUGAGCACCUACCCUGCAGCACGGUCCAACAUCAGAGCCACUGUCAAAACUACCGCCGCCAUCAUCAACCUCAUCGUCAUUAUCAUCUUAGAUGAAUUCUAUGCCGCCAUCGCCCGCUGGCUCACCACACUGGAGGUUCCAAAGACAGACAAGAGCUAUGAAGAGCGGCUCAUCUUCAAAACGUUUAUCUUGAAGUUUGUCAAUGCCUUCACACCCAUUGUCUAUUUGGCCUUUUUCCGGGGCAGGCUUGUUGGGCGGCCUGGAAACUACUUGUACGUUGUUGGAUCGUACAGAAUGGAAGAGUGUGCCCAUGCAGGCUGCCUCAUGGAGCUCUGCAUUCAGUUGUGCAUUACCAUGCUGGGCAAGCAGCUCAUCCAGAACAACCUGUUUGAGAUUGGCAUACCGAAGCUGAAGAAACUGCUUCGGAGGAGGAAGUCAGAGUUGGACUCAAAGCAAGAGGAGGAGCUGAACAAAACCCUGCAGCGUCACGAGAAAGACCACUUCCUGGGUCCUUUCACUGGCCUCAGCCCCGAGUACAUGGAGAUGAUCAUCCAGUUUGGGAUGGUGACUCUUUUUGUGGCCUCCUUCCCUCUGGCUCCGCUCUUCGCUCUUCUGAAUAACAUCAUUGAGAUUCGCCUGGAUGCCAAAAAGUUUGUUAUGGAGCUGCGUAGACCAAUUGCAGCCAAAGCCAAAGACAUUGACCUCGUCAACACUUGUAUCUGGUACAACCUCUUGAGAGGCCUCAGCAAGGUAGCAGUCAUUGUUAAUGCCUUUGUCAUCUCCUUCACCUCUAACUUCAUCCCACGGCUGGUCUACCAGUACAUGUACAGCCCUGAUGGCACCAUGCACGGCUUCGUCAAUCACACUCUGUCUUACUUCAAUGUCAGCGACUUCCAGCCAGGAACAGACCCUCUCGAGCCAUUGCACCUGGGCUACAAGGUCGUAAUAUGCAGAUAUAAGGACUACCGAGAGCCUCCCUGGUCCAGCACACCAUAUGAACUCUCUAAGGAGUUCUGGGCUGUUCUGGCCGCCCGCCUUGCCUUUGUUAUUGUCUUUCAGAACUUGGUGAUGCUUAUGAGUGACUUUGUGGACUGGCUGAUCCCUGACAUCCCUAAGGACAUCAGCCUCCAGAUGCACAAGGAGAAGAUCCUCAUGGUGGAGCUCUUUAUGAAGGAGGAGCAGGGCAAAAGGCUUGCAGCACGGGACAACUGCACCCAGGACAAUUGCACCCCCCCCUCGUCAGCCAAUCAGAGCCCUCUACAACCCCGCUCAAGACCCGUCUCACACACCAACUGCUGUUAAACUACUAGCAGCUAGGCUCUGGGAGAACAUCAUCAAGUAAACAAAACCUGUAUACAAACUAUACAGAAGUUAAUCAGCUGGUUAAAGCUUGCUGGUUAUACAUUAACACAUCAUCAGUUGUAAUAUUCAGCAAAGCUUUUGCUCCAUUUAUAUUGUUUGGGAAUAUUUGCAGGCAUGAUCUGACUGUUUAAACCUAAACUUUAACCAAAAAUCCUGCAAGUAGUUAGAUAUAUGAUAACAAAACAUUAUUUAUUGGAUGUCUUUGAAAGGAACAAGCCAUUAGCUUCAUUUGACUCAUUCAAAUGACUCAU